CUUUUUUUUCUCCUUUUCUUAUUUCAAAUGGCUCGUGGUGCACAAAAGGAACAAGCCAGACAAAAAGCACAAAAGGAAGCUGCCAAGCGUAAGAGUAAUGGUUCUCAAUUAAAUGCUCGUGCUGCUGGUCUUCAGAUCAAAUGUGCCAAAUGCUUCAUUGCACUUGCCAACUAUAACCUUUUGAAACAACAUAUGGAAGCUAAGCAUCCCAAGGAUCCUGUUCCUCCAGAGAGCGAUUUUGUUAAAUAAUAUAUAGGCUUUCCAUAUACAAAAUUAUUACAAUAAAAAAACAUUAAUCCCUGA
Gilbertella persicaria is the source of this 303-nucleotide messenger RNA. Its product is annotated as putative zinc finger protein. The coding region runs from base 28 to 249 and encodes 73 amino acids. The record is from RefSeq and is a predicted model, not a curated record. NCBI's taxonomy places the organism in Eukaryota, Fungi, Mucoromycota, Mucoromycetes, Mucorales, Choanephoraceae. The transcript has 4 exons.